Messenger RNA from Populus euphratica (Euphrates poplar), 652 nucleotides. It is a transcript of the gene TRX1, whose product is annotated as thioredoxin H-type 1. The coding region runs from base 85 to 453 and encodes 122 amino acids. The record is from RefSeq and is a predicted model, not a curated record. NCBI's taxonomy places the organism in Eukaryota, Viridiplantae, Streptophyta, Magnoliopsida, Malpighiales, Salicaceae. The transcript is spliced from 3 exons.
GAGAAAUAACAGGGGCAAAACUAAGGCAAAGAAAGCGUAAUCUCUCAGUCUGUUGCCUUUGAAAGUCUGUAGAGAGUUCGAGAAAUGGCAGCUGAAGAUGGACAAGUGAUCGGGUGCCACACUGUUGAGGCGUGGGACGAGCAGUUGCAGAGAGGAAAUGAAUCUAAGAAGCUGGUGGUGAUUGAUUUCGCUGCUUCAUGGUGUGGUCCGUGCCGUGUCAUUGCUCCUUUCCUGGCUGAGCUGGCUAGGAAACUUCCCGAUGUUAUCUUCCUUAAGGUUGAUGUUGAUGAAUUGAAGACUGUCGCUCAGGAUUGGGCUGUGGAGGCAAUGCCAACUUUCAUGUUCCUGAAAGAGGGGAAGAUUGUGGACAAAGUUGUGGGAGCAAGGAAGGAUGAACUGCAGCAGGCUAUAGCAAAGCACACAGCUCCUGCUGCUGCUACUGCUUCUGCUUGAAGCUGAUGAAUUUGGUUAUCGUUUUUUGAUAUAUGCUAUUAGAAAUAUGGAUUCUGAAGCUUGGUUUUUAUCUUUUGCUUGAAUGGUGAACUAUCAAUGGUUUUUGCUAUGGCAUGAAUCCAUGUGUUCAACCGAUGCUUGUUUUAUGAAAUAUAAUCUUUUACAGUUAUCCCAGUUGCAUUUAAGUGCAGCUGCUCAA